Messenger RNA from Halichondria panicea, 2166 nucleotides. RefSeq names its product probable inactive glycosyltransferase 25 family member 3. Lineage: Eukaryota; Metazoa; Porifera; Demospongiae; Suberitida; Halichondriidae. Bases 1402 to 1929 code for a protein of 175 amino acids. The record is from RefSeq and is a predicted model, not a curated record. The transcript is spliced from 9 exons.
CCGCGGUGUAUUUCAGAGGCUUAAUGAUCUUUACCAAAUCAGACACAUAAAUAAAUUCAAGGACUUGCAUGAUGUGUCUUGGACCAUGGCGAAUGGAGAAUCUAAAGACCUACUGUAUAGGCAACACAGUUCAUGUUUGUUUCGUUCUCCUACUUUCUUUGUGAUUGCCGGAGGAGUGACUGACAGUGACUGUGUGUACUCUGUCCUGCCCCUCUACCAUUCCCACGGCCUCGCACACGGUGGAGGGCCUAUGAUCUACACAGGAGCCACUCUCGUCAUUAGGAAAAAGUUCUCUGCCAAACACUUUUGGACCGAUAGUGCAAAGUACAACUGCACUAUGGUGUGCACGAUUGGGGAGUUGAAUCGCUACGUGAUGACCGAACCCCCUCAACCCACUGACACACAACACAAAGUACGUCUAAUCAUCACUGCAGGACUCAGAAAAGCGCUGUGGCUGGAAUUCCAGAAACAAUUUGAAGUGGAUCACAUUAUCGAGUUUUAUGGCUCUACUGAGGGCAACUUUGGUAUCAUCAACAUUGACAACAAGCCAGGAUCUGUUGGAGCUCUCCCACUGUUUGUACCGUCCCUUCAAAACGUCACUAUCCUGAAGCUUCAUCCGGAGACUGGCGAUUACCUAAGAGAUGAGAAUGGUUUCUGUGUCGAGUGUGAUAUGAGCGAACCUGGUGAAACUGUUUGUGAAGUCUCUCCCUUCUACGGAUAUCGAAACAAAGAAAACUCGGCAAAAAAAAUUCUUAGGAAUUGUUUCAAAGCAGGAGAUGCUUUUUUCAGAACUGGAGACAUUAUGCGCAUUGACGAGGAAGGUUGGGUGUAUUUUUGUGAUCGAUCUGGGGACAUGUUUCGUUGGAAGGGGGAGAACGUAUCCACGGCAGAGGUUGAGACUCGUAUUGCUACUGUGUUGAAGUUGACAGAUGUGGUGGUGUACACGGUGUUGAGGUUCCUGGUAACGAGGGGCGUGCUGGAAUGGCUGCCAUUGUGGGGACUCUGGUCAUGCAGGGGAGCACUCUGGCUGGAUGAGACACAGAGGAGGCACUAACUGACGACAAGAAGACAAUGUUCGACUGGUGUAAGGAGGGGAAUGAAAAGAAAGUACAAUCUCUACUCUCUGACACCAAUGUCAAUCAAACUGACCAAGAGGUGAGUAGACAGGUUAAUAAUGUUAUAAUAUAGUUGUGUUGACCUAACCCCCUGGCUGUAUCCGAAUCUUGACCCCUUCGAGGAGCAUGACGAGAGGUUCGUCCAUGUUGCCCAGCUGAGACAGGAAGGUCUGGAGGCGGCCAGGCGUUCAGGGGCAGACUACCUCUUUCGGCUAGACUGUGACAACUUUCUGGUGAACAACAGGACACUACGGAUUCUGAUGGAUCAGCAAAGAUAAAUCUGCCUAUGCACAUUCUGAACACUGAGGUGUUGGGGUUCAUGGUCAAACCAGAGGACUAUGAGAGCCUGGACCACGAAAACCUUGUGGACCACCCCCCUAUACUGUACAGUCAGUACAUCUCCAGACCACCCCCUGUCAAGAACAACUUGGGGUUGGACGCGGUGUUCAUGAUUGGGCUAGUACGGAGGCCAGAAAGAAGGAACCGGAUGAUUUUAAGCCUGGCCGAGCUCAACUUCAACUACACCCUCUUUGAUGCUGUCGAUGGAAGACAGUUGAAUCAGAGCUACCUGGACAGUAUGGGCAUCAAGUACCUACCUGGCUGGAAGGACCCUUGGAGAGAACGACCUAUGACCUUUGGAGAGGUCGGCUGUUUCCUUAGUCACCACACGAUAUGGCAGCAGAUGAUGACGGAGGGUCUGGAUCAAAUCCUGAUUCUGGAGGAUGAUGUCGUGUUUGAGCCCUACUUCCGACAUGACCUCACUAGAGUGCUGGAAGAGUCCAAUCGGAUCACACCAAACUGGGACCUCAUGUGAGAGCUCUGGAGAUAUACAGUCUAUUAUUAUACGCAAUGUCCGUAUCUCGUUAGUCCAAUCUUUGCUUACAAGUAGUUCAGUGCAACACCAUAAAUAAGGCACACCUUAUAAUCAGCUGAUAGUAGUCUAGAAGUAAGAAAAUUGCUGUCUAAUUUCCUUGAACUAUAACCAUGCUAGUUUGGAUUGUCCGAACUUACAACAAAUUAACGCUAGAUUGUUGUAUAUAGAGAUGCAUUU